AUGGAAGAAAAAAUAAUACUAGAACGAACAGAAGAUCUACUCAAAAUCGCUGACAGAGAUACCAGAACAAAAGAGGUCGACAGCCUUUUUGAGGAAAUCAAGGACCAGUCGAAUGAAAUAAAAAAUGCAGCGAUUGAUACGUUUCUUGAUUACAUUUGGGAAACUGAUUUAGAGUCUUCGGAAGACACGAUUCUUCUUGGUGAGCCAGCUUCAGUAACCAGAGAACGAUUGGACUCGAUAAUGAAUUAUGUUAAGGAAAAAGAUUAUGUUGAUAGUCGCAUAUUAAAGACACGGCUCGAUCCCAACAUGCUUAAACGUAUUAGCCUUAUUGAGAAUCCAUCUGCAUUUGAAAGAAAAUCAGUCAGAAUAAAUACAUCGAUGCAAUACCGACAACAAAAAUACAACUUAUUACAUGAAGAAUCAGAAGGAUUCGCAAAACUGAUAGAAGAAUUGGCAGCAGCAGUCGGUCCACAGUAUCAGGAUGAAGAUGAAAUAGCUUUAAACAAACGUGCACAAAUUCUAUUAGAGCAUAUUAGUGCGUACAUUGGAUAUUUCAGACUGGACCCAAAUCGCGUUCUAGAUUUAAUACUGGAUGCAUUAAUUGAAAAUGUGAAGACGGAUUAUAAAAUCUUUAUAACGCUCUUGAAAAUAUCGCCAUGGGGUGAAAUUAACUCGGAUAAUGGUGAUGUGUUGAUGCUGGAUGCUCGAAGAGAGAUCGAUGGUAUUGAUGAAGAUAUAAAGCCAAGUAUUCUUGGGAAUCCGUUCAUCGGUCAACUUUUCGGACAUCGGUAUCAACGACAUUUUUCUGACAAUGUAGCAUUCGCUGAAAAGAACAUUGAACUAUUAAACUUAGCUUGCGCAAUAACUAUACACCAAAGAUUGACGUGUAUACUUGACGUGCUUCCUUAUCUGAAGGGGCACACAGAUGAGAUAAUAAUAGGAUUAUUGGAAAUUGGCGAUUUUCAAGAUGCAAAAUAUCCCAUAUAUUGUAAAGAUAACAUGAAACUCAGCAACGAGAUUCGAGAUCGACUUCGCACAAUAUUUGAAAUUGCUGUUAGGCCUGCUUAUAUAUCUGAAUGUGAUACAGGUAUAAAAAAACCUGAAUUGAAGAUACCGCAUUUCUACCACGAGAAAAAUGAAAUCAUCACGAAAUUUAACAAAGUCGAAGAAGUAACGCAAAAAGGAUACGAAUUAAUUCUGUUGAUCGGGACUGCAUUUGCGAGGGAUAUUCCAUCUUUAACCAGACUUAUUAGAGUUGGCAGAGCCCAGCUCAAAAAACUAAAUGACGAGAAAUAUCUAGAACCCGAAGAUCUCAAAAAGAACACGAGUGAAUUGAAGCAAAAGAUAAACGAAGCCAAACAAAAAAUCAAAAAUAAAUGGUAUAAAAUUUGUGCUAUGGUCAUACUACCCGGAAUUACAUUGACCGCAUUGAUAGCAGAAAUACCUUCACUCGUCGGAGAAGCGUGGGAUCUUUUGAAGUUGAUCAAUUUUGAAGAACGAUUUGCGCUAUAUGCAGAAUGGAAGAGAAUUUGCGAGAAUCCUGAUGAUGAAUUAAAACCUGCAAUCCGUAAAACUCAGGAAGUUAUUAAUUACGUGACACGUCGCAUCACUGAAGAUAAUUAUCGCGAUUUCAGUCGACAAAUUGGAAGAAGUUCGCAUCCAAAUCCAAUAGUAAUGUUCAAUACAUUACUUAGAUGGGUCAGAAAUCAUUCGAGUUUAGUGAUGCCAUUAGUCGAAUCCUGUAAAUAUCUGUCUUCGCUGUCUUUCGACGUGAUAAUAUAUUUAGUACUUGAAAGUUUGGCUUCAAAUAAUGACAAAGUCAAAGAAGAUGGACAAAAUUAUGCAAGUUGGCUAGUGAAUCUUGCUACGUUCUGUGGAAACAUAUGUCGAAAAUACGGGAACUUCUCAAUCGAAUCCAUACUCAAAUAUAUUUAUCUAAAGCUAAAGAGAUUAGAAGCCUAUGAUCUUAUCGUAUUGUCACAGUUGAUUGACGCAAUGGGCGGAAUCACAUCCACUGUUGGAGCUGUAGGAGUCUUGUCACCCAUGGAUAUAUCUAUAAAGGGAACAGGAGAUAAUAUUCGAAAAGAAAAGCUAUAUGGAUUCACUGAUAAAUCAAUUCGCAAGAGCUCUAGAAGGUUAGCUGAAGCGUUAACGAGAACUGGCUUGGCAAUACCAAUAGCUAUUGAGCUUGGCCGACUCAAACGUCAUUUCGCCGAAAAAGGGGACAAGGAUUUCCAUCAUAUAAAAUUGAUAAUUAAUGGCGUUGAUAGAUCUCAAGGAUUAUUCUUGCAAUACUGCGAAUUCCUUUCACUUCAUCUUUCACUCACCACCUACUCGAAUCGUGUGCCAUCCAUAAAAGAUUUGCGAAUUGAUAAUCGCCUUGAACCAGACGCUGCUUUUCGUAUCUGCCGCCGAAAAUUAUCUGAUUUGGUUGCUAAUCCACCUAAUGAAGCAACAGCAACAAAUAGUCAAGAAGGCUCUACAGAUAACAAUCAAUCUGAAAAUUCAUCCAUGUGGCAAAAGGGUUUAAUGGAGACAUAUGAACAAGUCAAGAAAACCUUACCGGCUCCAGUCUGGGAAAAAAUAAGCCCUGAAUUUUAUACGACGUUUUGGCAAAUGAGUCUUUAUGAUAUCAUAUAUCCUAAAGAAGUCUAUUCAAGUUAUUUAACCCAAUUAAAAAAACAAAUAAGCGAGAAUCAUCGGUCGAAACGUGAAAAAGAGAGAUUUACAAGCAUUCAAAAAAAGGUAGAUGAAGACCGAAUUGAACACGAAGCUCACUACGCUCGUGCUAAAGAAAGACUCAACAUUGAGAAAGAUCAUUGGUUCUCAAACCUUUUGGCGGAACGAAAGGAAAUUGUCAACGCCAUUUGGCAACACUGUCUAUACCCGCGGCUUUCCUCUUCGGCAGACGAUGCGCUCUACUGUGCGAAAUUCAUUGAACGAAUGCAUGAGCUAGGAACUGCAAAUUUCUCCACAUUGACAUUAUACGAUCAAAUCUUCACAGAAUCCGUUCAAAUAAUACUUUUCACAAUGACAGAACAAGAGGCGAGACAUUAUGGUCGCUUCUUAAACACUAUCCUAGAAUUUCUUUCAAAGCUUCAUGGUGAUGAAGAAGCUUUUAAACAAUAUGGACAAGGUGAGCAUGGACUACCUGGCUUCAUAAUGAAAUGGCCUACGCAAAACCGACAGGCUUUCGUUGUCUCCAAAACAGAUCUUAUUAAUUAUCAAGAAUUCCGUGAAGUAUUUCAUAAGUGGCAUUGCAAGCUUCGAACAGCUUUCAUCAAUGCUCUCGGAUCAAGUCAAUUCAUCGAAUAUCGAAAUGCUUUGAUCGCGCUGAGUUGCAUCAGUGACUAUUUCCCUGCGCUUAUACAGCAUGGAGAUGCUUUAAAAAAGAAGGUUGACGAAAUCGCAAAUAAAUCUGAACUUGAUGAAAUCAAAGUUCUUGCGAAAAGUUAUGUGGGGAUAUUACAGAAACGAGAAAAACUUUGGGUUCUAAAAGAAAAAUUUUAUACGCCAAAACAAGGUAGAAAAGGAGGAUCUAUACCUACUACAAAUUCUACCACUGCUGAAAGUUCAAAAACUGAUAAACAGACACCAUCUUCCCAAUCAGUAGCUCAACCUGCAAACACAUCAAUCGCUGAAUCAUCACAGUCACCUCAACCAGAGAAGAAACCGAUUUCAAGGGUUUCAAGUCCAAAACCACAAAUAUCGUUGACAUCCGCCUCUACAAAUCAACCAGUUUCAGCAUCAUCCCCUUCGUCCAAUCUUGCACCAAAGUCUGGUACAAUGGUUCAUCCAUUACCAAAGAAACCAAAACCAGAACAAAUUAAACCUGAAAAAUCUGAAACGCUGCGUGUUGAAGAACGUUCAGAUUCCCGGCGCGAAAGACCCGAAAGAGAACGAAGUCGUGAUCGAACUACGCGGAUACGAGCCCCUGAGGAAUCUCCAGACAAGAGAAAUCCUGCACCUAACGAAGAAAAAAGGGCGAGUGAACAUCAUCGUCGAGACAAGGAGCGAGUUAAUGAAAAAAUUAGGGAAGAAAAACCCAGAGAAACACAACGUUUAGAUGAACGCAGAGAAAUUCCGAGGGAUGAAAGAAGAUCUAACGAUAGAAGAACACAAGAAUCAACCUCUACACGACGUCAUGAAGAAACUGGUGGUAAUACUCGUCGCCCAGAACCUUCCCCACCUCGAAGAAGACCUCGUGAAGAUGAUAUAACCACAAGACGUCCAAAAACGCCAGUUGAGGAAAUGGAUUCAUCAAAUCGUAUUAGCCGUCAUGUUUCUUCGACUUCCACAAAAAGAGAACGGGAUCGUGAUGGCGAUAGCCCAAACUCUAAGAAAACUAAAACGGUCGUUUCAUCAUCAUCGUCACAUCAGCCAAUCUCAUCACCGAGAUCACCAAUAAAGCUGAACAGGUCUUCAUCGUCUUCAACAAAAAGUCAUAAUAACUUUGAAGGUACAUCUGGUCAAAUUAAGAGCUCGCUAUCGUCAUCGUCUCGUCAUCCCACGACUGAAGGAAGCAGCAGCAAACGGGAUCCACGAAGACUUGGAAGAAAUGCUGUUGCCAAUAAUAAUAACGCAUUAUUUUUGGAAGAAAAUCUUUCGAAUAUAUCAUUGACUGACGGCGGGGACCGUGAAACAACAUCAACUACUGUUAACAAUAUUAAACAAAAUUCAGAUAAUUCAAAUAUUGAUGCGGAUAGUGGUGAAAUAGAAGAUACUAAUGAAUAUGAAGUUAAAGAAAAAUCGAAUUUAUCUGAAGAUACUUCGGUAAUCGCUAUCUCAUCUAAAAAAGAACAUGACAAUAAUGAAGAAACAACACCACAGUUGCGACAAAGGCCUGGACGAACACGUCCAUCAGAUAUGGGAAAAAGAAUAACAAGCUGGUUCAGUUCAUUUUGGGUGCCACCACAUGACCCGGCUGAAAGUGCAGACACCAUUCCGGAUGAAGGUGAUCCCGAAUAUGCCCAUUUUAAACGAGGACACUUAGAUAGCAUUGAAAAUAAUUCAACAAUAGGAGCAGCAGAUUCUAGUAGUCGUGCAGCUACAAUAGAUGCUAGUAUUUGGUUGAUGGGUGUACGAUAUGAAGUUACCGAAAGAGCAUCAAGUGAAUCAAGCCGUUCUUUCUAUGAUCCUACGACAUAUUACUUUUCCCCUCCGGGAUCUUUUCCGCAUCUGCCUGGUCAACAGCAGCAGCUGAGUUUUGCAUCGUAUCCCAGUGAAUUUUACGAUGAUUUCACGUCAAGGAUAUGGUGCACUUAUCGACAUAAUUAUGCACCAAUACGACCAACAAAUUUCACGAGUGAUGCUGGAUGGGGGUGUAUGCUGAGAACUGGGCAAUCACUGUUAGCGAAUGCAUUAAUAAUUCAAUUCUUAGGCCGAGAAUGGCGGAGAGUUCGUAAGGGGGAAGAUACAUGGGGAACAUAUACACAGAUAUUGACUUGGUUCCUUGAUGAUAUGUCAUCGAUUUGUCCAUUUUCCGUUCACCGUGUUGCACUUUUGGGAAAACAACUCGGAAAGAAUAUCGGAGAAUGGUUUGGACCAUCGACUGCAUCACAGGCCAUAAAGGCGCUUGUUGAUAAUUUUCCCACUGCACAAUUAAGCGUUCACGUUUCAACAGACGGAGUUGUAUACAAAAAUGAGGUGUACAAAGCAGCACGAAAUAAUCAAAACCAUCAAGAAUUCCAGUCAGUUUUGAUUUUGGUGGCUAUUAAACUGGGCCCCAAUAAGCUUAAUCCAAUUUACUAUGAUGCGUUGAAAGCAUUCUUUCGAUUUCCAGAAAGCGUAGGAAUAGCAGGUGGAAAGCCAUCCUCGUCUUAUUAUUUUAUUGGGUCUCAAGGAGAUGAUCUGUUUUAUCUUGACCCACAUCAUUCACGACCAGUUGUUGAUUUAAAAGACAUUGAUGAAUUUACAGAUGAAGAAUUAGCCACUUUUCAUUGCGACACACUACGAAAAAUUCACAUAUCUCAGUUAGAUCCGUCGAUGCUACUCGGAUUCUAUUGUCGAGACGCCCAGGCAUUUGAGGAGUUUUGCGCGAGAGUCGAAGAGAUUGCACGAACGCAUAAACCAUCUGUUCUCACAAUAGCAGACGAGGAACCCGUAUAUGAUGACAGCAAUCCGGGGGCGCUUUUUGGCGUACUGUCGGAAGAUGAGGAAGAAACGAAUAUAAAAAGAUCAAUCAGCCAGUGCAAUACAUAA
Messenger RNA from Ambispora leptoticha, 6201 nucleotides. The record is from the annotation of a GenBank genome assembly. NCBI's taxonomy places the organism in Eukaryota, Fungi, Glomeromycota, Glomeromycetes, Archaeosporales, Ambisporaceae.